Leishmania braziliensis MHOM/BR/75/M2904 is the source of this 1431-nucleotide messenger RNA. RefSeq lists its product as hypothetical. Bases 1 to 1431 code for a protein of 476 amino acids. The transcript has a single exon. The record is from RefSeq and is a predicted model, not a curated record. Lineage: Eukaryota; Euglenozoa; Kinetoplastea; Trypanosomatida; Trypanosomatidae.
AUGGGCAGUAGCAGUAGUGCCCAGCUGGUCGUCGUGCAGCGCCUUCUGAAGAGUGUCCUGUCGGCCGCAGGCAAUGUUAUUCGUGGCACCGACUCACAGCGCAAGUUCACAAGCCUAUACACAGAGUUUUGCAUAAGUGCGGUGCGUAGCUUGGCGAGCGUGGAGGAGGCUGUGUACGAACUCACUCACCCAGGCUGUCGCGCCGCUGACGCUGCGGACUGGGAAAUUCAAGGGAUUGACGAUGCCGAUUUCCUUAAACAAGUGGCAGUGUAUGUGGCAACGCAUACCAGUGCCCUCAGCGUGGCGUACCUAGAGCACGUUGGUCAGUCGGCGUUUGAGAAGCUGCAGAAACAGCAACGCAAGCGGGAGCGCUCCGCUACCACUAGCAGCGGCAGUGCUGACGCUUCGAGCCACCGGGCGGCUAAGGCGAGCCGCACGGUCGUCGCCAGGGGCGCCGGCGCUCAAGCGGCCCAUGGCGGUGGCGCCUCCGUUGAUAAGCCUGGCCACUCCCCGUUCGGCUCUCUCGGCCUUGUGGAUGCGCAGGAGACAGUGCGACACGCUUUGCAGGCCAUUGAGAGAGAUAAACAAGCGUCUGCUUCCACUCCCGCUGACGCAGCAGGCGUGUCGCGUCGCGGCCAUCAGGAUAUUGCCACGGCUCAACUGGAGCUGCGCUAUACUGAUGCCCGCCCUUCUGGCGUGUUUUUGUCUAAGGCACCCGGCGGCCUCUCCGCGAUAGGGGCGACGUCUGACGGAACGCCGCUUGACAAUUGCACGAUUGCAUACGAUCUUCGAGAUCCCGAUCUGAAGCUGAGUAGCAUUCCAGAGCUCUCUACCCGUCUGCAGCCAUGGACAAUCCCGCUGCCAUCCAGCGGCGUGUACUUGGACCGAGUGACGAUGGAGCGCGACCGCAGAGGUGGGAACGCAAGCGGCAACGGAACCUGUGUCUCCACCGCCAGGGUGGAACCAACCAAGUCAGCGUUGGAGGUGUGUCUCGCACCGACUCCCAUAGAGUUUCUGCGACAGUGGGAAAUCCGGGAGGCUGCGCUUGCCACGGAGCAGCAGCAGCCUUCGUCAGCACCAGUAUCGGUCUCGGGCCCGUACAGCGUAGCCCCUUACGGUGGUAGCAGCAGCCGUGCUGGUGGGCUGUCGACUGGUGGCAGCCCGCGCCCCACGGCGCCCUUACCAACCCCGCCUCCUUCUGCGCCCUCCAACAGCAGUCCCCUCGGGCACCAUCCGCCCUGCAUACCCGAGUUGGACGCUCGUACCAGCGGCGCCGAUGUCGACCCCACAUUGGUGUUCUCUGACUUUUUUCCAGCGGUGCGGGAUAAGCUGACCACGACGAGCAUGCCAACGUACGUGAUGGCAAAUCUUUCCCACUACGGUGUAUCGAAGAUGGAGCACGUGUACGCAAUGGGGUCGACAAGUAAGUGA